Messenger RNA from Meriones unguiculatus (Mongolian gerbil), 1784 nucleotides. It is a transcript of the gene Syt5, whose product is annotated as synaptotagmin 5. Gene Ontology annotation, cellular component: synaptic vesicle membrane; dense core granule; axon. The transcript is spliced from 9 exons. Gene Ontology annotation, molecular function: calcium ion binding; syntaxin binding; clathrin binding. Gene Ontology annotation, biological process: regulation of dopamine secretion; synaptic vesicle endocytosis; cellular response to calcium ion. Lineage: Eukaryota; Metazoa; Chordata; Mammalia; Rodentia; Muridae. The record is from RefSeq and is a predicted model, not a curated record. The coding region runs from base 292 to 1452 and encodes 386 amino acids.
UUUCUCCCCGGCAGAACACGCACGCACACAUAUGCACACAUACACUCACGUGCGCGCGUUCACACACAGGGGCACUGGCAUCAGCCUGGCUGGCUCAGCCGCGCCCCCACCCCGCCGAGCUCUGCGUUCAGCACAGAGGCAGCGCCAUCCACCCACGUGCUGGGGGCGGGGUCCCGGCAGCCCAGGACUCGGCACCUCCGGGAGGGUCCUGUCCAGCCACCUAGCAGGGGUAGGGUGGGGGGAUAGGGUACUUGGGUACCUCUGCAGAAAGCACCGCAGAACCUCGACGCCAUGUUCCCGGAACCCCCGACCCUGGGGUCUCCAGCGCCUGAGACACCUCCAGACUCCAGCCGCAUUAGGCAGGCCACAGUUCCUGCCUGGGUCCUGGCAGCCAUCGUGCUGGGCUCAAGCCUCCUGGUCUUCAGCAGCUGUUUCUGUCUCUACCGGAAGCGCUGUCGGAGGCGGAUGGGCAAGAAGAGCCAAGCCCAAACCCAAGUCCAUUUUCAGGAAGUGAAGGAGCUGGGUCGGAGUUACAUAGAUAAGGUUCAGCCUGAAAUAGAGGAGCUGGAUCCCUCACCAUCCAUGCCAGGACAGCAGGUAACAGACAAGCACCAGCUAGGACGACUGCAGUAUUCACUGGAUUAUGACUUCCAGACUGGUCAGCUCCUGGUGGGCAUCUUGCAAGCGGAGGGACUGGCGGCCUUGGACCUAGGAGGUUCCUCGGACCCCUAUGUUAGUGUCUAUCUGCUGCCAGACAAGCGGAGACGACAUGAGACCAAGGUGCAUCGGCAGACCCUGAAUCCACACUUUGGGGAGACAUUUGCCUUCAAGGUCCCCUACGUGGAACUAGGAGGCAGAGUGCUGGUCAUGGCGGUGUAUGACUUCGAUCGCUUCUCCCGCAAUGAUGCCAUCGGGGAGGUGCGGGUACCCAUGAGUUCAGUGAACCUGGGGCGGCCAGUACAGGCCUGGCGAGAGCUACAGGUGGCUCCCAAAGAGGAGCAGGAGAAACUGGGGGACAUCUGCUUCUCUCUCCGCUACGUCCCCACCGCCGGAAAGCUCACUGUCAUUGUCCUGGAAGCGAAAAACCUUAAGAAGAUGGAUGUGGGAGGACUGUCAGAUCCCUACGUCAAGGUGCAUCUGCUUCAGGGAGGCAAAAAGGUCCGGAAGAAGAAAACCACCAUUAAAAAGAACACUCUGAACCCCUAUUACAAUGAGGCCUUCAGCUUUGAGGUGCCCUGCGACCAAGUGCAGAAAGUCCACGUGGAGCUGACUGUUUUGGACUAUGACAAACUGGGCAAGAAUGAGGCCAUUGGGAGAGUGGCAGUGGGUGCAGCCAUAGGUGGGGCUGGCCUUAGGCACUGGGCUGACAUGUUAGCCAACCCCAGGCGGCCCAUUGCCCAGUGGCACUCACUACGGCCUCCCGACCGAGCCAGGCCAAUGCCUGCACCCUGAUUCCCAUCAGGCAAGCGCCUGACUCCAUAUCCCUUCUCCCAGCCCCUUAUACCACUCCCCAUGCCCUACCUCCUACUUUCCAAACAUCGAAUUCAUUCCUACCUCCACAUUGGCGAGGUUUCCAACUUCCAGCACCACUCCCAUACCCUGAGACCACGGUGAUCCUGUGGGGAGGUGGGAAAGUCUGGCAUCCUCUAUCCCAGGGUCCUACCCUCUGCUUUGACAAUCAGCUGUGAAGCCUGUUAUCUCAUUUCUCCCAGUAUCUUAACUUUUCCCACACAGCUUGACUCCUGUACUGCUUCUGGGGCCAAAUAAAUACUCAACAGCUUGGA